AUGCGUGACGUCAUGCCCACGGCCAUCUCCAUCAUGUCGCACCUGCUCCGCAUACCCACACGUGAAGGACCACUGCGCCUCAACAAAGGCAUCUACGACCUGAAGAAUGGACAGUGUGGCGAUGGUAAUGGCAUCUACAUCCAUCGUCACUACAUCGACGAGGGAAUCGAGGACGCCGACCUGCUCCUCUAUUUAACAGCUCGGCCCUUUCCCAAGGUCGACACCAUGGCCUUUGGCAUGCCUUGCAACUUCGACUACGAUACGACCUCCUACAAGCGCACAAUCUUUGGUCGCCCGCUAGCUGGCUACAUCAACCUCAAUCCCAACCAGAUGAACAACUUUGCCAACACAAGCUCACAGUACACCUUUGAGAAGGCGGUCGUCGUCACACUGCACGAGAUGAUUCACGUGAUGGGCUUUACGCCAAACUUGUACUCAAGCUAUCUGGAUCGUGAUGGAAACCCACAUGAACAGCCAAUCAUUCACAGCAAGUCCUAUGGCGUCAAUCCAAGCAAUGUCACAUCCUACCAGAACUCAUCAAAGAUUUCCACUCCUCAAGUCACUCGUGCGGCACGUACCUUCUAUGACUGUCCCGAAUGCGAUGGAAUGGAGUUGGAAAUGGGCUGCAAUGAUACAAUUCGCAACACUGCCAAUCCAAACAUGAUUUGCGCACAUUGGGAGUCUAGAGUGGCGUACUCAGAGAUCAUGACAUCACAGGAUUCUCCAGACAUGGUGAUAUCCGUACUCACACUGGCAUUGCUUCAGGAUAUGGGAUGGUAUCUCGUGGAUACGAAUAUGGUACAACAGAUGCAUUGGGGACAUGGACAAGGAUGUCAAUUCCUGGAAAACCGUUGCGAGAGCUGGUACAAAGGCAAACAGAGAGGUCUAUUUUGUACCGAGCCCAAAGGUAAACAGAACACGACAUGGCUAAAGAACUACUCUUAUUGUACUCAUGAUGCAAAGGCAAUCGGCUUUUGUAAUCUAAAGUAUUAUGGUAAUGAAUAUAUUCCAGAUUAUUAUCAACACUUUGCUGAUCCAACACUGGGCGGUCCAAAGAAUACCGAUUACUGUCCAUUCAUACAAACGGAUGGAGAGCAUAAUCUGUGCGAGGCACAGUUGGGCGACGUCAAUGCCAAGUGCUUCAUGCUUACCAACACCAGACAGAAUCAGACCGUGCCCAAGUGCUUCAACACACGAUGCACACCUGGCGGAGUGCUUCAGAUCAAAGUCGACAAUUGUUAUUUCGACUGUCCUUUGGAGGGAGGCGAGAUCCAACGAACUGGUGCACAGGGCAACUGGACGCUGCAAUGUCCACCCAAUGUCCUCUGUCGCCAGAGCAAUCUGGAUAUGCUGAUGGUGCGCGGCUCACUCAAUAUCGACGACCCGCCAUUUUGGAAGUCCUACAAGUUCUACAUUCCAAUGUCUGUUGCUGGUGUGAUCCUGAUUGCCAGUUGCAUUGGUGGCUUCAUCUUUUAUACCAAGGUACUGGCAAAGAGGCAUAUAAGCAGUGUACAUGCCGAUACAGAGUUGAAGACAAUUAAACAGCAACAACAUUAG
Messenger RNA from Acytostelium subglobosum LB1, 1557 nucleotides. RefSeq lists its product as hypothetical. Gene Ontology annotation, molecular function: metalloendopeptidase activity. Gene Ontology annotation, cellular component: cytoplasm; membrane. Gene Ontology annotation, biological process: proteolysis; cell adhesion. The record is from RefSeq and is a predicted model, not a curated record. Lineage: Eukaryota; Evosea; Eumycetozoa; Acytosteliales; Acytosteliaceae. Bases 1 to 1557 code for a protein of 518 amino acids. The transcript is spliced from 3 exons.